Messenger RNA from Sinocyclocheilus anshuiensis, 4184 nucleotides. RefSeq names its product disks large-associated protein 4-like. Gene Ontology annotation, biological process: signaling. Gene Ontology annotation, cellular component: postsynaptic specialization; glutamatergic synapse. Lineage: Eukaryota; Metazoa; Chordata; Actinopteri; Cypriniformes; Cyprinidae. Gene Ontology annotation, molecular function: molecular adaptor activity. The coding region runs from base 123 to 3281 and encodes 1052 amino acids. The record is from RefSeq and is a predicted model, not a curated record. The transcript is spliced from 15 exons.
AGGAGAUUUCACCUGCUGGUUUUGGCGCAUACAAAAUUAGGAUGACCUACAAAUGGUUUUUGUUUCUCCCCGGUGGGCUCAUGCUCCCGAUCUAGGGUGGGGGGGCAUCGCCCCGUUCUGCCAUGAAAGGCUACACCCCCCAGCGCACCCGUCACCUGUCAGACUGCGAGCCGCCCCGUUCUCCCAGUCACCGGGACCCUCUGUACCCCCCGUCUACGUCCUCCACCCUGUCCCACGCCCCGUUUCUCCUCCCAGCAGCCAUGGAGCAUUACGGAACCCUGGACCCGUAUCACUUCUCCCCGUCGCCUGACUGCCUGAUGCCCCUCAACAGCCAGCUGUCCUCCAGCAGCACCUUCCCCCGGAUCCACUACAACUCGCACUUCGACCAGGGCGACUUCGGUCCCACAGCCGACAGCAUCGGGGGAAUCAGCACCGGGACGCUGGGGACGUCUAUGUCCAUGGGAAUGGGUCUCGGAGUGGGACGGACCGCCAUGAUCACCAGCGGAUCCGCAACUAUAUCGGGGGCAGGAAAGAUGAACCGGUUGCCGCCUAACCUCCUAGACCAGUUCGAGAAACAGCUGCCAGGUCAACAGGACGGCUUCAGCACGUUACAGUUCCAUCGAAGCACUGCGGUGACGACGACCAAACAGCAGCAACAGCAGCGGACUGACAGUCCGGGAAAAAUACGCUACUUAGUUCACUCCGUCCAGAAACUGUUCGCUAAAUCCCAGUCGCUGGAAAACUCUGCCAUCAAGGGAAACAUGAACGGCCGCAACAGCAGAUCGUCGAGCAGCGAUGACAAACACCAUCGGAGCAAAAGCAAAGACCGGGCGAAGAGCGAAGGAACUGCCAAACGGAGGCCACGAUCCAAUAUGUCUGGAUACUGGAGUUCUGACGAUUUGGACAGUGAUAUAAGUAACUAUAGGAACCCAAAGGCCAUGAUGACUUUGGGUCAUCAAGCGGUGGGAUCUGGACCGGGGCCAGGUGGACAGGUGGCAUCCAGGUACUUCAUGCAGGGCUACAGCACAAUGAGCGAGCACACGCUCAAAUCCUCAAAGAGUAACAGUGACCUGAAACACCAGGGGCUCCCUGCACUCCCGGGACCUGGCGGUGGUGGUGGUGGUGGGGGGGUCGUAGGAAGCCGAGGACCGAUGUUUGAUGGGAACUUUGGUAAAGGGGGACCCUGGUCCACACUUACGUUAGGACCCUCCAGACAGGUGUGCCAGAAGGGCUCGGCCACGCUGGAUCGCACCCUGCUGAAGUCUAAAUCUGUCCAGCAGGAUCUGGGCUGCCACGUCCUGCAGGUGCACGGGAGGAUUAAGCACAGCUGGUCUUUCUCCCCUGCAUAUGCUGAGCCUCGCACCAGCUUUCUGCUGCUCACGUGUAUCUACCGUCUGCUGGACUACUCGAUGCUGCAGGGGGAUCUGGAGGCUCUCUGGUCCCCCCUCCACAGCAUCAGCACCCUGCAGCAGAUCGGACGCUCUGUCAGCCGUCUGCUGGACUACUCGAUGCUGCAGGGGGAUCUGGAGGCUCUCUGGUCCCCCCUCCACAGCAUCAGCACCCUGCAGCAGAUCGGACGCUCUGUCAGCACAGAUCUGAUGUUUGGGUUUUGCUUGCAUUUCAUCAUUGCAGACAAGUGGAUUGUGAUUGGAGAGAGAGAAAGCCUCCUCAGCGCUUGUAAUGCUCACCCUAACUGCUAUAAGAGCUCUGAUUGGACGCUGAAUGGAAACGCCAUGCACCCGUCACUGUUCUUUCUCAAUCAUGCCAGCCCACAUCAGCCGUCGCUGUGUCAGCAGGUGCGAGACAUGGAGCUGAGUCAGGAUUAUGGAGACGAGCUGGAGGACAUGCAUCCUCACUCCCGCUGCAGCGAGCCUCCUGACAUGCCCAUGCCCACAUGCUUCCGCUCCCGCAGCCAUAGUUACCUUCGCGCCAUUCAGGCCGGCUGUUCUCAAGACGACGACACGGCCUCGAUGGACUCUGAUUCACCGCCGCCCACGACCACAACGACCGUACGCACCUACAGCAACAGCACCGUCUCCACAUGUAUGACCUCCUGUAAGAGGGUGGCUCCGCCUCCUGUUCCCCCUCGAACCACCUCCAAACCCUUCAUCUCCGUCACCGUGCAGAGCAGCACCGAGUCUGUGCAGGACUGCUAUCCCGACCGCAAGAGCGAGGUAAACAGCCAAUCAGGACGCAGCAACUCCUCCGACAGCCUCGACAGCCUGGCCAAAGGGUCACGACCCCAGCUUCCUGUAGCGCCGCCCCGUGUACCCCAGGCCGUUGUCAUCUCUCCCAACGCGCUCCGAGAGUCCCAUCAUAUGCAGGUGAAGGGGGAGGCGCUCGCUGCGGACGAACCCCCUGUAGACCCCGUCCCGAGACGGAAACUCUCCUCCAUUGGGAUUCAAGUCGACUGCAUUCAGGAAAUCCAGGCUAAAGUAGAGACGCCACCGCUGGCCAGAUUCCAGUCGAUCGGAGUUCAAGUGGAGGACGGCUGGACUUUCAGUCGCUCCAGUAGUAUGGCCUCUCGGCAAGAGACGGACUCAGACACGCAAGAUCUCUCGCUCACAUCGCUGACGUUCCCAUCCAACUCCAAACACACCGAGAAGAAAGUCAUGGUCAACAGCGCCAGCCAGUCGGUGGACUCUCCUCCGCAACUCUCCCUCGACAACGGUAACCAUGACAACGGCGUAACGGUGACAACCAGCGGCCCCUCCCGACAGAUCCUGACCAAUCGCUCGACCACGCAGAGCAGCUCCUUGUCCUUCUCCGAAUGGUUUUCUGUGUCUCUCUCUCUCUCUGUCUCUCUGUCUGUAGUUUUGGGGAAGGUCCGUAGCGCGGUGGGCUGCGCUCAGCUCCUCAUGUCCCAGAAGUUCCAGCAGUUCAGAGGCCUGUGUGACCAAAACCUGAAUGUGAACGCAAACCCGAGACCCACGGCUCAAGAUCUGGCUGGGUUUUGGGAUCUUCUUCAGCUCUCAAUAGAAGACAUCAGCCUCAAGUUUGACGAGCUUUAUCAUCUCAAAUCAAACGACUGGAAGCUGCAAGGAGACUCGCCAGAGAAGCAGGAGAACCAGAAACAGGCUCCUCCGGUGCCCAAGAAGCCUGGGAAGAGUAAACCCGCCCUGGGCCGAGAGAAGAGCAACGACUCGGUGGACAAACAGAGACAGGAGGCUCGCAAGCGGCUCAUGGCGGCCAAGAGAGCUCAGUCCGUCAAGCAGAACUCGGCCACCGAGAGCGCCGACAGCAUCGAGAUCUACGUGCCCGAGGCGCAGACGCGGCUCUGAGGAGACGCACACCAAACAAGCUCAAGGGCUCCGGCGUCACACACAACACCAAAAGCUGCUUUUGACGGCGUCGAGGUGAGAGAGGGGGACGGAAACCACGCAGUGCAAACAGACUGCCAAGGAAAACCUCACAACAAAAAUCUUAUUAGUUGCAAUUAAUAUUAUUGAUAUGAUAAUUCAUAUCGGACUGCUAUUGAUUAUUAUUAUUGUCCUAGAUUGUUUCAAAUGUUCUGGAUAAGAACUCUUGUAUCGUAGAAACACUCCCGCCGCUCGCGUGGAAUCCACGUCUUCCUGUUACACGCUUCGGUUCCUGUUCUUCUUUCUCUCUUCCUUCACCAGAGAUGCUCUUCGUCUUUUGUUAACAGUUUGGAUCGAUGCGGCAGGUGGCGCUCUUCCGUUUCCCAUGUUUUGAUGUUUACGAAUCAUGCGUUGUGGUAUAUCUCCAUCUCAGGUCCUAAAGUCUCACGGUUGUCCAGUUCUCAUGAGUUUAAACAAUCUUAAUAGUCCUUGUUAUUUCUGCUUUGCUUUAAGGAAAGCAACCUAACCUGAUGUUUUAUUGAAUGAAGUGCCUGUGGAUCAUUAUUGUGGGUAACUUUACGACCCUUGUAGCAAUAUCAAAGAUUAUAAUAUCACAAUUUAAUCAGCACUCCCUAAAACACGUAGUGUAGACGCUUUGGCGGUGGGAUAAAACUUAAAGAGCUAAAUAUGAUUCUUCGUUCCUUUUCAUCGUCCAGUUUCUCUUUCAAGCUGCACAGAUCUGUUAAAACUUGUCGCUCCUCAUCAUGUCCUGUUAGUUUGAAUAUAGCAUCGAAUAUGACGGAUUUGACUAGAUAAAGCAGACUCUUCUGUAACUGUUGAUCAGGGAUGUUGUAAACUCUUGAGAAAGUCUUUACUGGGAAUUUU